CUCGACCGUUCGAUCUCGAUCUAUCACCUGAUCCAACGGGCGAAGAAUCGCAUGAGCAUGAGUUGAUGCUACUACUACGAUGAAUGGUUUUAAACGCAUCCAAUGGCGACGGGCUCUUCCUCCGCCGGGGAGUCCGCCACCCGUCUCAACCUCUCUCUUUCUAUUUCUACUUCCCUUUCCUUUACUGGCUUCGUCUCCCACCGCUCCUUCCCUUCACUCGCCUUUUUGGCCUCUUAUAAGUAGCGGGCGCCCCUUCUCCGACUCGGCCUUGGAGUUCGGCGUAUGUCGUCUCUGAGUUGCUGCGUCCCUCGUCGCCUCGUCUCCACUGAGAUCAAGCAUCGAAAGCACUCGCAAAGGUGCCUCCUUUCUCCGCCUUCUGCUUCCAAAGGCGAGGUCUCGUCGGUCUCUGCCCGCCAAAACGACCAUCUUUUUGUUGAUUGAUUGAAGAGAGAGAUGAGUCUUAAAGGAUUCGUGGAGGGAGGCAUCGCGGCCGUCGUCGCCGGGUGCAGCACCCACCCGCUGGACCUCAUCAAGGUCCGAAUGCAGCUGCAGGGAGAGACACUCGGCCCCGCCGUCGCGUUCCAGAGCGGCGCCGGAGCCGCCUCCCUUCCGCAUCGCCCGGCCGUGACGACGCCUCCGCCCAAGCGCCUCGGGCCGAUAGCGGUGGGCACGCAGAUCCUGCGGUCCGAGGGCGUCGCUGCCCUGUUCACCGGUGUCUCCGCCACUAUGCUCCGCCAGUCGCUCUACUCCACCACCCGGCUUGGCCUCUACGACGUGCUGAAGAAGAAGUGGUCUCCUGCCGGCGACGGCGCCUCCCUUCCGAUCCAUUUAAAGGUGGCCGCGGGCCUCUUUGCGGGCGGGGUGGGCGCCGCCGUCGGGAACCCAGCGGACGUGGCCAUGGUCCGGAUGCAAGCCGACGGGCGGCUUCCCCCAGCGGAGCGCCGAAACUACCGGAGCGUUCUGGACGCUAUCCAGCGGAUGGCGCGGCAGGAGGGGGUGGGCAGCCUGUGGCGGGGGUCGUCUCUGACGGUGAACCGGGCGAUGAUCGUGACUGCGUCGCAGCUGGCGACGUACGACCAGGCGAAGGAGGCGAUCCUGCGGCGGCGCGGGGCGGGGGCGGACGGGCUAGGGACGCACGUGGCGGCGAGCCUGGUCGCGGGGUUGGUGGCGUCGGCGGCGUCGAACCCGGUAGAUGUGGUGAAGACGCGGGUGAUGAACAUGAAGGUGGAGGCGGGGACCCAGCCGCCAUACGCCGGGGCGGCGGACUGUGCCCUGAAGACGGUGAGGGCGGAGGGACCGAUGGCGCUCUUCAAGGGCUUCGUCCCCACCGUGUCUCGCCAGGGCCCGUACACCGUCGUUCUUUUCAUCACCCUCGAGCAGAUCCGCAAACUCCUCGAGGACUUCUAAGCUCUCCUCACUGCCCUCCGAUCUCGAUCGAAUGGACAACAUAGCAUACGAACCAUAACACAUGACGAUGAUGAUGAUUAAAAUGAUGUUUUCGUUACUGGUCUAUAGUUUGGUAGAAUUAGUUCUAUUUUGGUGCCUUUGAAUCCGUAAUGAAUCAUUAAUUACCAUU
Messenger RNA from Musa acuminata subsp. malaccensis (wild Malaysian banana), 1576 nucleotides. Its product is annotated as mitochondrial uncoupling protein 5-like. The record is from RefSeq and is a predicted model, not a curated record. Gene Ontology annotation, molecular function: succinate transmembrane transporter activity; thiosulfate transmembrane transporter activity; antiporter activity. Gene Ontology annotation, biological process: thiosulfate transport; phosphate ion transmembrane transport; oxaloacetate transport. NCBI's taxonomy places the organism in Eukaryota, Viridiplantae, Streptophyta, Magnoliopsida, Zingiberales, Musaceae.